Molecule: messenger RNA, 1583 nt
Organism: Owenia fusiformis
Lineage: Eukaryota; Metazoa; Annelida; Polychaeta; Sabellida; Oweniidae
Source: the annotation of a GenBank genome assembly
AAUGCCUUCACAAGAGAAGCAUCAUUAUUAUUCAUGUAUCAGUGGCCAUGGAAGGAAUAAAAUACCAAAGUGUAGAUAACUCAGUCGAAAGCUCUGCAACUUGGAGACAAACUUCACGAAAAGACGGUUCUAUUCGCUUGAAUGAAAUGUUGCACACCGAUGAUACAUCGAAAGUAUCUAAUGACAAGAGUGAGGAGAUACUCCUCGAGAGCAAACCCAGAGACAACGAAAACCCUCCUGAUAAUGGUACGUUUGCUAUGCUGACGAAUGAUGACAUUGACGAGCAUAUCAAUGAUGACAUCCUGGCAAAUGAAGAAAAUGCAUCGAUUAAAGAUGAGACGAAGUUGGAUGGAACUGUUCAUCAUAUGAGUCAACCUGAGAAGAAAGGGAAAUUAGCCAUUACAUUUCUUCUAUAUCUAGCAGUUGCUGUGGUGGGCAUGGUGGCAACCGUAAUUGGACCGACCUUACUUGACCUAAAAGACCAAUUGGGAGUCGGAAAUGCUGAGAUGUCAUUGUCAUUCGCCUUUUACUCGGGAGGUUACGCACUCGGGGGUCUUAUAGCAGGAUUCAUGGCGAGCAAAUACGACGUUGACCCGAUUUUGCAACUUGCAUUGUUUUUGGGCAUGGGUGCAGGAUUCACAAUAGCAAUACCUUGGCUUGGCAAUAUCUGGGCCGUGCUGGUGUUUUUCAGCUUAAAUGGUACAUCAUUUGGAGUAAUUGAAACAGUAAGCAGUGCUCUAUUGAUAAAAAUUUGGAGUCCCAAUUCUGGGCCAUAUAUCCAAGUUUUUAGCUUAUCGUACAGUGUUGGAAACACGUUGACGUCCUUGGUAGCCAGACCAUUUGUAUCGGAGAUAGGCCUAUCAAAGUUUAACAUAAAAAAUAACCAUUCAGAUAUGACUAAUAUCUCACUGACUGUAUCGGAACGUUUCGGGAAGAGAAGUCAUACAUAUGGACAACAAACGCCGAAAGAGUAUGGAUUCGAGAAUGAAGGAAAUAUGACAGAUCUUAGUUUAUCAGGAACUGGGCUAUCCAAUUUGAAGGAAUCAGACAUCGGAUUUGUAUAUCUCAUAAUUGGAUUACUGAGUGCCGCAGUCGGACUUUGUUUUUUGAUAUUAUACAUACUUACAAAAACGACAUGUACAUUCAAUAGUUGUUUUAAUAACAGCACUAGCGCUACCAAAACCACAAAUUAUAAAGAAAUUGACGAUCCAAGUAAUACUAUAAAUGAUAUAACUUAUGCCCCUUUUGCUAAAUGUUACAAAUUCCAACUCUUGGCCACGUUAUUGUUAAUGUAUUUCUUGUUUGCAAUACUUCUUAUGACGGGAGGUGGACUUGUUAUGACAUUUGCCGUCGAGGGGUUAAAAUGGCCGAAAUCCCAAGGAACUGCUAUCAUUGCAGCAUACUGGGGUGCUCAAAUAUUUUCCAAGUUACCUUCCAUUGUAAUUUUGGCAUCUAAAAUACUGAGUGUCAAUCAGGUGAUUGUGAUUGAUCUUACACUUUUAGCAUGUUCUUACGCUGUGAUGGUUAUUUUUGUUCAAAAACAUUACAUUGUCAUAUGGGUAACUUUGUUGACGGCAGGUUUA